GGCUAAACCGACUCCUGCUGCCUACCCGCCGAAUCCCCGAUUCCUCACGCGCCAGUGGUACAGUCUCUCUAUCACGAAAAACCCUAGCAUUUACCGGCAUUGAGCUUCACGGUUUGAAAUCCCUUUCUGCUUAUUGAGUAUCCGUCCCAUCUCCCUCCUACAAUCCGUCAUGGAGAACGCAUAUGCUAGAUCUGUUAUUGAGGUGUUAGAUGCUUUCGGCGUGGAUCCAACCAAGGGUCUCACUGAUCUUCAGGUUGCGGAGAAUUCGAGAAUAUAUGGCAAGAAUGUGCUCCCUCAAGAAGAAAGUAACCCCUUUUGGAAAUUAAUUCUUAAGCAGUUUGAUGAUUUGCUCGUUAGAAUAUUGAUUGCAGCUGCCAUUAUAUCAUUUGUUUUGGCUUUGAUUAAUGGCGAGACAGGCCUAUCAGCUUUUCUGGAACCUUCUGUUAUCUUUUUGAUUUUAGCAGCAAAUGCAGCGGUAGGUGUUAUAACAGAGACAAAUGCUGAAAAAGCUAUUGAGGAGUUGAGAGCUUAUCAAGCUGAUGUUGCAACAGUGUUACGAAAUGGCUGUUUUUCAAUUUUAUCCGCAACAGAACUUGUACCUGGAGAUAUUGUUGAAGUUGGAGUGGGCUGCAAGGUACCUGCUGAUAUGAGAUUGAUUGAAAUACUUAGUAAUCAGUUGCGUGUUGAUCAGGCAAUUCUUACUGGUGAGAGCUGUUCGGUGGCAAAGGACCUUGAAUCUUCUUCAGCUACAAAUGCUGUCUAUCAAGAUAAAACAAACAUACUCUUCUCAGGUACUGUGGUAGUGGCUGGUAGGGCUAGAGCUGUUGUUGUUGGUGUAGGCUCUAACACUGCAAUGGGCAAUAUACGUGAUGCAAUGUUACGAACUGAAGAUGAAGUUACACCUUUAAAGAAAAAGCUUGAUGAGUUUGGAAAAUUCCUGGCUAAGGUCAUUGCAGGGAUUUGUGUGCUUGUUUGGGUUGUCAAUAUUGGUCAUUUCCAGGAUCCUUCUCAUGGUGGCUUUAUAAGAGGUGCCAUCCACUAUUUCAAGGUUGCAGUGGCUCUUGCAGUUGCAGCAAUUCCUGAAGGGCUUCCAGCUGUUGUUACUACGUGCUUGGCUCUUGGAACUAAAAGAAUGGCACGUUUACAUGCAAUUGUGAGAUCUCUGCCUUCGGUGGAGACCUUAGGUUGCACGACGAUAAUUUGUAGCGACAAGACUGGUACUCUAACAACAAACAUGAUGUCUGUGUCAAAGAUUUGUGUUGUCGGAUCUGUGCAUUGUGGUCCAAUUACCAAUGAGUACACUGUUAGUGGAACGACUUUUGCACCAGAGGGUCUGAUUUUUGAUGCUGCAGGGAUGCAGCUUGAGUUCACUGCACAAUAUCCAUGCCUACUUCAUAUAGCCAUGUGCUCAGCUCUUUGCAACGAGUCCAUUCUGCAAUAUAAUCCUGAUAAGAGGAGCUAUGAAAAGAUUGGGGAGUCAACUGAAGUUGCUCUCCGAGUGCUAGUCGAAAAGGUUGGCCUACCUGGCUUUGAUUCUAUGCCGUCAGCUUUGAAUAUGUUGAGUAAGCAUGAGCGAGCAUCUUACUGCAACCGCUAUUGGGAGCACCAGUUCAAGAAGAUCGCUGUUUUGGAGUUUUCUCGGGACCGCAAAAUGAUGAGUGUUCUCUGUUCUCGGAAGCAGCAAGAGCUUAUGUUUUCUAAAGGUGCUCCAGAGAGUAUAAUUUCAAGAUGCACACAUGUUUUGUGUAAUGCAGAUGGUUCUUCUGUUCCGCUUACUACUGAUAUCCGUAAUGAGUUGGAGGCAAGAUUCCAGAGUUUUGCAGGUAAAGAGACUCUUAGAUGUUUAGCUUUGGCAUUAAAACGCAUGCCAACUGGUCAGCAGAUGCUUAGCUAUGAGGAUGAGGCAAAUCUUACUUUCAUUGGAUUGGUUGGGAUGCUUGAUCCACCGAGGGAGGAGGUAAGAAAUGCUAUGCUAUCAUGCAUGCAUGCUGGAAUUCGGGUUAUAGUUGUUACUGGUGAUAACAAGUCUACAGCAGAAUCUCUUUGUCGGCAAAUUGGUGCUUUUGACCACUUGGAUGAUUUUAGCGGAUACUCUUACACAGCCUCUGAAUUUGAAGCUCUUUCUCCAAUACAGCGAACAUUAGCAUUGCAACGAAUGGUGCUUUUUACGAGGGUCGAACCUUUUCAUAAAAAGAUGCUCGUGGAGGCCUUGCAAAACCAAAAUGAAGUGGUCGCAAUGACUGGAGAUGGUGUCAAUGAUGCUCCAGCAUUAAAGAAAGCAGACAUUGGAAUUGCUAUGGGGUCAGGAACAGCGGUUGCCAAGAGUGCUUCUGAUAUGGUGUUAGCUGAUGACAAUUUUGCUUCGAUUGUUGCUGCUAUUGCAGAGGGAAGGGCUAUAUAUAAUAACACAAAACAAUUCAUUAGAUACAUGAUCUCCUCAAAUAUUGGAGAAGUAGUUUGUAUUUUUGUUGCAGCUGUGCUUGGAACACCUGAUACUCUCGUUCCGGUCCAGCUACUGUGGGUGAAUCUGGUUACUGAUGGUUUACCUGCUACAGCAAUUGGUUUUAAUAAACAAGAUACAAACGUAAUGAUGGCUAAGCCUCGUAAGGUCAAUGAAGCUGUAGUCAGCGGUUGGCUAUUUUUUCGUUAUUUGGUCAUUGGAGGUUAUGUAGGUCUCGCAACAAUAGCUGGGUUCAUUUGGUGGUUUGUUUAUUAUGAUGCUGGUCCUAAGUUGCUAUAUAAUGAAUUGGUUAAUUUUGAUACUUGCUCAUCAAGAGAGACAACAUAUCCAUGUAGUAUAUUUGCAAAUCGUCAUCCAUCAACUGUUUCAAUGACCGUGCUUGUUGUGGUCGAGAUGUUUAAUGCCUUGAACAACCUCAGUGAAAAUCAGUCGCUUCUUGAGCCGGAGGACCCCCUAUUCGCACCCUCGUAGCACAGUGGGAGAGAGCCCGGCACAACAUUUACGGCGAAGCAGGUAAGCCCUGUACACGCUCUCAUAGCAUGGCAGGGACACUUAUAAGUACCCCUACGCGCCUAAAUGUUGGCGGGGAAAGCAAUUGCACAUUUUCAAACAGGUACCUCAAAGACCCUUAAGCGCUCUCGUAGUGUGGCAGGAAUUGAAUAUACGGCCACUGUGAUUCCCGACGCCUACCCUUAAGCGCUCUCGUAGCGUGGAGGGGAAGGCCCGACUUUUGGAUUUCCUCUAAGCGGGGGAGAUGCUGGGAGGUUACUAGAAUUUUUACUAACAGAGGACCUAAAUUUGAACUGAAAAUAGGGGACUUGAUUUGAAUAAUUGACAUGGGAUUUGAACUUGCAAAUUGAACAACUGGGGACAUGAAUUUGGACCUAAUUGAACUGCAAUGAACAAAACUCAAAUUGAUAAACGAAAAACCGGAUUUAAAUUUAACAAAUACAUAAUAAAAUUUAAAAUAAAAAUAAUGCCAAAUAAUAACCCAAGGCAUUCAAAUGAACACUAACAAACAAGUAAAGGACUCGUGCCAUGCAAAGAAUAAUAAACACAUGAAGAGAUACAACAACCUUCUCGCAAGCAAAGAUCAAAUUGAAGACGUAACAACUUGCUUACAAACAAUGACUCGCGGUGGAUAAGAAUCCCACCUCCCACUCAAAACCAACAAUCAAUAUGAAGAUCAAUGAAUAAUUAGAAAACUCAUGAUCGAUAAAUUGCCAAACACCUGCUUGCAGACUAAUGUCAAUAAGCCACAAUUAAUCUGAUGGAGCAUAUAAUAUUUGCAUGCAAUCCAUCUUAAUCAUGGAUGGUAUGUUCAUGAAGGAUAUAUGAAGAAUAUGGAAUGAAUGCCAAGAUUUCCCUCCAAUCAAUGACAACCGGCUUGUAGAUAAAUAUAAUAGUUAUCUAUGAAUACUGACAGUCAACAUACAAUUAGCAUCAAUUGGAAGAUGAUGUAGGAAACUUGUAAUGAGCAGAAUGAUUUGCCUAAGGGUAUGGACAUGAACUCAUGAUGCCUAUGGCAACCUGCUUAUGUUCAGCUACAAGCAGCUUGUAGUAGGCAAGCUCUCAGCGCACACAAGUGACAAACUAUGAGACUAAAAUUACUUGAAUACUCAAUUAAAUCAACCUGUAAAUGAGGAUAAAUAACAUUCGUAUUGCGCAUAUAACAAAUGUCAGGGUAACCCUAUAAUCUAUAACAACUCAGCGGCAAGAAAAUGCAACAAUUUCCUACAAGCGAUGCACAAUGAAUAUGAUGAUUCGACGUGUACAUGAUUCAUGCAAUGCAUCAUCUAUAAUUCAAAGUAACAGGUGAUAAUGAAUGCAGAUACUUGCAAGUGACGAUAGAAGACUGGAAGCGCACAUAAUUGCACUGCUCAUAACCAAUGCUGGAAGAUACUGCAAUGAGCAUGAUUCGCCUACAAUCAAUAUUAGCUCACGAGCAAAUGCCUUGAGCCAUUACAAGUGGUAAAGGGUAGUGUAUAAUGCACAAAUGGCAUAUCAUGCAUAGACGAGUACGACUAAUCCACAAUAUUUAUACGAGUUCCUGCGAGCUACUGCAAAGGAUUCCUCAUUCAUACAGUGAUCUACCUGCAAAUAAUGAAGCUUUUGCACAAAAUGAUGUGUAUGAUGAUUGCGAGCAUCUGCAAGCUGAUAUAGUAGGGCCCUCAUUCAUACAACAGUCCACUCAUAGGUGAUGAUGAAUAACAUGUAGUGGAUGCUAAAUCGUCCCACAGUCAGCAACCACUCAAUAUCAGUCAAUUACACCGCCCCUUCAAGUAGUAGAUGAUACAUAACAAAAUGCAAAUGUCUACAAGGUUGUAGGAGACCCGUAUAUCACACUAUAUGCCAUAUACAAGCAAACACCAUAUGAUAUGCAGUAAAUGCGGGUGUCUAUGGGCCCUUGUAGGAGACCUAUUAUACACACAAAAUGUCAUCUAUGAACAAAAUACCAAAUGACUACAGCAAAUGUAAAUGUCUACAUGCCGCUGAAGGAGGCCUGUUAUACAUUCAGCAUGCCAUUUGUGGGUAAAUAUAAAAGAAUUGCAGUAGAUACAAGCGUAUGCGACUGGCCGUAAGAGACUCAUUAGGCACGACAGUCUACCUGUAUGAAUCAAUGUGCAAAUAACCAUAGUGCAACGCCACGCCAUCGGAUCUACAAUAUCCAUACAAGCGAACAUAAGUCGUCUACAAGAUGCAACACCACGCCACUGAAUCUACAACAUCCAUGCAAGCGUAUAGAGGUGUAUACAAACUGCAACGUCACGCCACCGUAUCCGCAACAUUCAUAUAAGCAAACAUAAGGUGUGUAUAAGCUCUCAGAUAAAACAUUACACACACUCAACUGACAAUUACUUGCACGCCGGAUCUGCGUCAAAUAUUAUAAAAAGGCUCUCACACAUGCACUGCAAUAUGUAUACACAUAAGUAUGAAAGUGUAUGCAAGCACAUUAGCAUGUAUACGUGUAAAAAUAUGCACCCACAUGGGCUCCAAUGAACGUGUUAAGGGUACGCACGGGACAUCUGAGGAUGUUGUGUGAGUCAAAUAAUAAAUCCAAAUUUGAGCCUGAUCCUUCCAUGCAAGUAGAUAGGAGUCAACAUGGCUCAAACUAUCUAACAAAUGUAUGGUCACGGUGUCGACCGAUAUAUUUGUUUUAAUACGUUCAUAUUAAGCCUUCAAGACUUAUAACUAGGAAAAUUCAUUAAUAAAAGCAAGCAGCCGAAAACGAACAUGAUCAUCUAUCAGUAAUUAGACAGAGUCGAUAAGGUUCAACAUAUCAUAUUCAAAAAUGCCCCCUAAACACAUGUAUGGGCUCCGAUGAGUGUGAUGUAUUCACACACGUGACAUCUGAUGGUGUUGCACGGGUCAAUAAAUGAACCCAAAUUCGAGUCUGAUCCUUCUAUAUGGAUAUAUAUAAGUCGACACAACUCGAACUAUCAAACAAAUAUACGAUCACAAUGUCGACCAGGAUAUUUAUUUUAUAUGUUCAUAUUUAGCCUUCAAGGUCUAUAAGAAGGAAAAUUCAUUAAAUAAAAGCAUAGAGCCGGCAAUAAACCCGAUCCUCUGUCAGCGAUUAGACAAAGUCGACAAGGUUCAACAGAUAAUUACAAAAAAUGCCCCAUUAACACCUACAUGGGCCUUGACGAGCGUGUUGUGUUUAUGCACGUGAUGUUUGAGGAGGUUGUACGGGUCAAAAAAAUGAGCAUAAGUUCAAAGUCCAAUCCUUCUCCUUGGUAAGAUGGGGAGUCGACACGACUUGAACUAAUGGACAAAUAUACGAUCGUGACAUCAAUUGGGAUAUUUAGUUUUAUACGUUCAUAUUA
Messenger RNA from Dendrobium catenatum, 6288 nucleotides. Its product is annotated as calcium-transporting ATPase 3, endoplasmic reticulum-type. Bases 170 to 2932 code for a protein of 920 amino acids. Gene Ontology annotation, biological process: intracellular calcium ion homeostasis; calcium ion transmembrane transport. The record is from RefSeq and is a predicted model, not a curated record. The transcript has 31 exons. Gene Ontology annotation, molecular function: P-type calcium transporter activity; ATP hydrolysis activity; ATP binding. NCBI's taxonomy places the organism in Eukaryota, Viridiplantae, Streptophyta, Magnoliopsida, Asparagales, Orchidaceae. Gene Ontology annotation, cellular component: membrane.